AGAAUCCUCUUUACUCCAUCACGGCCGCAUAUGAAGCUCAAUAUCUGAGAGCCAAGAACUCCAGCCUUUUGUCCGUUUCACGAGGUCAAUAGAACCCCGCUUCCAUCUGCUAGUUUGUUAGGAAUAGGACUGGCGACUGGACAGUUUGACUGCUCUUUGGCUGCCCCGGAAAAGAUCAGGAGCCAGAAGGAGCGCAUGAAAGGAACCUUCAUGACGCCAUUCUGCACAGCAUCUCUAAUUGCGUCCUCUCUGUCUGCGUCUAGAUACGGAUAUAUCAUGCGGUUACAGCCACUUAGCCUGUCUACUUUUCCCUAUCUCCCCACAUCCUAAUCCCGUUUGACUAGAACUCGUUGAAGAAGCUCAGACACGAUGCCAAUAAUAUCACCAUUUGAGUCGUCCAUUGCCAAACCAGGUCAAGGCAAAGUCGUACUAUCUCUCCUUCCUCCUUCGAUCCCGACCCUCACGACCUUGACUUACAAAUACCCACUGAAGCUGCUCACACGCGCCCCUGGCUUUGUGCCCCAGUCGUCUGGGCUGACAAGCUCUUCUCGACCUGUUCAUCUCUAUCUUCUCACAUACGGUGGAGGUCUUCUACCAGGCGAUCACAUUGAUGUCUCCAUUACGUUGGAUCCCCGCACAAGACUCGUUGUGACCACACCGCAGGGAAGCACCAAGAUCUUCAAGACAGAGCCUACUGCAAGCGUCAAGGGCCAACGGGGAACACCAGCUCGCGCAUUCACAGACAAGAGCCGCCAGCUAGUCAAUGUACAGAUCGCCAGCGAAGCCGCUCUCUGUUACCUUCCAGACCCAGCCGUGCCCUUCAAGGACAGCCGCUACGAGCAGGUACAAUCAUUCACCGUCGACGGGGCAUCAAAAGACCACAAGAGAAGCAGCCUGUGUGUGCUGGACUGGGUGACGCAGGGCCGCACCUCACGAGGCGAGAGUUGGGACUUCCACCUCUGGAAAGGGAAGAACGAAGUCUGGACACACGACGCCGCGGGCAAGAAGAAGCUCCUCCUCCGCGACUCGAUCAUCUUAGAUGACGAGAUCGAUGCAGUAUGUUUGGAAAAUGACUCAGAGACCUUCAGCCAUAGCAACUUGAUCCGGGAGCGUACGCGACCCCACGGGAUCAUAGGCACCCUGAUUCUGUACGGUCCUGUGUUUGAGGAUUUGGCGUCGUUCUUUAUGGAUAGGUUCACGUCGCAGCCGCGCAUCGGGGCUCGGAAUUGGUCAUCUUCUGCCCCGGCGGCCGUGGAGACGCCGCCAAAUGCAGACUCGGAAGUGACCUUCACCGCGGCGCGAGUAAGAGGAGGCUUCGUCCUUGUGAAAUUUGGCGCGAAUGACUUUGAGACGGCCAAGAAUUGGCUAGGGGGUAUCUUACGUGACGAGGGGACCAUUCUUAAAGAGUUUGGAGAAGAGUCUUUGAUGUGUCUAUGACCCUCGUCUCUUUCUGCUUUUGUUUUCUGCUAUUAAAAAGUACUUAUUGUUAUCCUGUCUUCAGCGUGACUUGAUCAUAGCAAGUGCCGCGCUGAAGGUUCCGAUGAGACACAUUAUUGAUACCCUGAAUUAUCCUGCAUCAACGCAUUUAUAUCAUUGAUUGGUAUGAAGCAUUCAAUGAGACGAUUUACUCCACGCUGGGAUAUAUCCGAGCAUUGUUGAC
Aspergillus novofumigatus IBT 16806 is the source of this 1660-nucleotide messenger RNA. RefSeq names its product urease accessory protein UreD. The transcript has a single exon. The coding region runs from base 370 to 1437 and encodes 355 amino acids. NCBI's taxonomy places the organism in Eukaryota, Fungi, Ascomycota, Eurotiomycetes, Eurotiales, Aspergillaceae. Gene Ontology annotation, molecular function: nickel cation binding. The record is from RefSeq and is a predicted model, not a curated record.